GGAGGGAUACCGACUUGGAGAUGCGUGUCUGUUUUUUUUUUUUUUUCCUCCUUCCCCCACCAAAAUAUUGAGAGUUAAGAGGCCGCUGCUGCGUGCAGCGGAGAUCAGAAAGAGAGCGGUGUCAGUCGGAGGCUGAGCUGCUGCUGUUCCUGCCGCCGCCGCCGCCGCUGCUCCACCACGACCGCCUCACUGCGGCGCUACAUCCCGGACUGGAUUUAAUCGAUUGCUCGCGUGGGGUUUCUUUGCGCGACACGACCGAAGAAGACACCCGGGGGGGGGCUGGGUUGCCUGCUUGAAAAAAGACCCCGAUUCGUCGUCGUUUUUGCCUAUUUUUCUUUUUUUCCUAAAAUAAAAGAUUGGCGUGUGGAAUUUUUCCCCCCCUUCUUCUUCUUCUCCUCCCCGUCCCUUUAAGGACACCUAUCCGUUUCCCUGGGAUUCUCUUGCUGGGCUGCACGGACUUGCAAGUUGCCUUUCGACCCGAAAGAAGAGUGUGUGUGUUCCCGGCGGAGGAGGAAGGGGAGAGAGACCGGGGACGCCGAAGCAGGCAGAGAGGCUUUGCCAAGCGAGGCUUUUUCCCUCCUUCCCGCGAUCCGGGGGGGAAGGAGCUGCGCGGCCGGACCCGUCCCGUUGCCCUCAAAACAGCGAGACCGCCCCCCCGGCGGACCGAAAAGAAGCCUUUGCGUCGUGAUUAUUGUGGGUGGUUGUUGUUGGGGUGGUGUGUUUUUUUUUCCUCCCACCCCCACCACCCCACCUUUUUGUGGUGUCGCUUGGGAAGAUGUUACUCUCCAAAUUUGGGUCCCUGGCUCAUCUUUGCAACCCGACCAGCAUGGAUCACCUGCCGGUGAAGAUCCUCCAGCCAGUGAAAGUGGAAAAGGAGCCGUUCGAUAAAAUCUAUCAAGUGGGCUCAGUCUUGGGCAGUGGGGGAUUUGGCACCGUCUAUGCUGGGAACAGGAUUGCAGAUGGCUUGCCGGUAGCUGUAAAACAUGUGGUGAAGGAGCGGGUGACAGAGUGGGGCACAAUUGGUGGAGUAAUGGUGCCCUUGGAAAUAGUCCUGUUGAAGAAAGUGGGUUCAGGCUUCCGGGGUGUAAUUAAGCUGCUUGACUGGUACGAGAGGCCUGAUGGCUACCUGAUCAUCAUGGAACGGCCAGACCUGGUGAAGGAUCUCUUUGACUUCAUAACGGAAAAGGGGGCGCUGGAUGAGGACACUGCGAGGGGCUUCUUCCAUCAGGUCCUGGAAGCAGUGCGCCACUGUUACAGCUGCGGGGUGGUACACAGAGACAUCAAGGACGAGAACCUUCUAGUGGAUCUCAGGACAGGAGAACUGAAGCUGAUCGAUUUUGGGUCUGGAGCCAUCCUCAAGGACACAGUCUACACUGACUUUGAUGGAACACGAGUGUACAGCCCACCAGAAUGGAUUCGCUAUCACAGAUACCACGGGCGAUCGGCUACUGUAUGGUCACUGGGUGUUUUGCUCUACGACAUGGUCUGCGGAGACAUCCCUUUUGAGCAAGAUGAAGAGAUCUUGAGAGGACGCCUGUAUUUCAGGAGGCGAAUUUCCCUGGAAUGCCAGCAGCUGAUCAAAUGGUGCCUUUCUCUGAGGCCUUCAGACAGACCGACCCUGGAGCAAAUUUUUGACCACCCGUGGUUACACAAAUCCGAAGUGGUGAAGUCAGAAGAUUGUGACAUAAGGUUACGGACCAUUGGCACGGACGUGUCUCGCACAAGUUCAAGCAACGAGAGCCUGUGAAAUGCUGAGGACCUUGUAAAGGGAGGGGAGCCACAAGCAGAAAAAAAAAUGGGGGGAGUGAAAAGACCAGAGUGCUGCUGCCGCCAAUAUGGGGCUGGAGAGGGGCGGGGAGAGAAAUGCAUUAAUUAUUCUGUACUUUGAAUCUUUGUCGGAGGGAAUUGAUUUUUUUAAAAAAUUUUCCCCUUAUUGCUGGUUUCUGCUUCAGAAAGAAAUGUCCUUUGGAAACGCUAAUAUAUGGGAGUUGGCCAGGCCAGUACUUAACCCAAAAGACUGACCUUAAUAUUAUUAUUAUUAUUUUUUAUUAUUAUUAUUAUUAUUAAGAAAAGCAGUGACCUCUUUAAAUAACACGGUAAACCUUUUUGCUCUCAUAGAGCCUGGACUAAAUUUUAUUUGCUUUUUUGAGUGCCUUUUUGAAAGCUGCUUUCAGUGGGACUUUCUUUUUUGAGCUGUGUGUGUCCAAAGAAAGAUCCAGUACAUUAUAGAACCUGCCUUCCCUUCUCCAUUCUAGGUGCUGGGGAAGCAGCUCCCUAUGAUGCGCUAGAAAACAUGUUCAGUGACUGAAUGAAGUAGUCCCAUCAACUGAUGAUGGAAUACUUGAACACAGACAUUUCACCACCUUCUUUCCCAGCCUUUUCUCCCUUCUCAAACCCCUCCCUCCCCCAAUCUGACCCCAGCAAGACAACUUCUGCUGAUCCACACAAUAUUUCCAUAGCCUUCAGGUUAUCAGCUCUUUAUCAGGAACAUUUAUCCAUAUUUCAUUUCAUCUCUACCACUGGGCACAAGAAAAAAAAGGCCCUUUCUCAGUUCCCCCAACCUCCAAGUCUUAAAAAAAAAACCAGUAUGAAUGGGCAUGUUAAAUGCACAAUCAAUGCAAUAUUCAAGGACUGUGUGCGUGUGGGUUUUUUUUUCUUCCUUUUCCCAUUACCUGUAUAAUGUGUUUAUGUAAAUUUCCCCCCCUGUACUAUACAAUUUUUAUUUAUUGUCUGGAGUUUAGAAAACCUCUCACAGACUCGGCUGUGGCUAUUUAUUUUA
Messenger RNA from Notechis scutatus (mainland tiger snake), 2779 nucleotides. It is a transcript of the gene PIM3, whose product is annotated as Pim-3 proto-oncogene, serine/threonine kinase. Gene Ontology annotation, molecular function: ATP binding; protein serine/threonine kinase activity. Lineage: Eukaryota; Metazoa; Chordata; Lepidosauria; Squamata; Elapidae. Gene Ontology annotation, cellular component: cytoplasm. The record is from RefSeq and is a predicted model, not a curated record. Gene Ontology annotation, biological process: negative regulation of apoptotic process; protein autophosphorylation; regulation of mitotic cell cycle.